AUGGGAUGCGUCUUAGGCCAACAUGAUGAGACUAGUAGAAAAGAACAUACAAUAUACUACUUAAGCAAGAAGUUCACUGAUUGUGAGAGUAGGUAUUUGAUGCUUGAAAAGACUUUAUGUGCACUAGCUUGGGAUGCCAAACGCUUAAGACAAUACAUGCUCACUCAUACAACACUAUUAAUCUCCAAGAUGGACCCUGUCAAAUACAUCUUUGAGAGGUCUGCUCUAAUCGGUAGAGUAACCCAUUGGCAAAUAGCUUUAACCGAGUACGACAUCCAACAUGUCACUCAAAAGGCCCUCAAAGGGAGUGUUCUAUCUGACUACCUUGCACAUCAGCCCUUGGAGAAUUACAAGUCUAUGAGCUUCCAGUUCCCCGAUAAAGACAUCACGCUCAUUAGAGAUUGCAACAUCCCUGGCCCCGAGGAAGGACCCGAGCCUGGAUCACGAUGGAUCUUGGUAUUUUAUGGAGCUUAUAACGCCCAUGUCAAGGUCAUUGGGGAAGUCAUCACCUCUCCAACUAAUUUCCACCCCCCUCCCCAUUCACCGCAAGGUUUUGUUUCGAAUAUACAAACAAUAUGGUACAAUACGAGGCUUGUAUCUUCGGCAUUGAAGCUGCAAUUGAUCUUAGGAUCAAAAUCCUUGAAGUCUACAGAUAUUCAACCUUGUUUAUUAGCAAAGUCAAAGGAGAUUGAGACACUAGAGAUCACAAGCUCAUCCUUUACAAGGAGCGUGUCCUGA
Molecule: messenger RNA, 738 nt
Organism: Lathyrus oleraceus (garden pea)
Lineage: Eukaryota; Viridiplantae; Streptophyta; Magnoliopsida; Fabales; Fabaceae
Exons: 1
Coding region: 1-738 (245 amino acids)
Source: RefSeq, a predicted model, not a curated record